This is a messenger RNA of Dalotia coriaria, 4321 nucleotides long. RefSeq names its product phosphatidylinositol phosphatase PTPRQ-like. Gene Ontology annotation, molecular function: protein binding. NCBI's taxonomy places the organism in Eukaryota, Metazoa, Arthropoda, Insecta, Coleoptera, Staphylinidae. The record is from RefSeq and is a predicted model, not a curated record. The transcript is spliced from 10 exons. The coding region runs from base 2262 to 3110 and encodes 282 amino acids.
GAAGUGAUGCUUACUAUAUUAUUUUGUGUUUGAAUUUUUGUAUUUUAAAACUUUAAAUCGACUUUCCGCACUACCAGGAAAUAUAAUUUUCUAAAUUCAUAAGAAUAAGUGUGACUUUCGGCGCAUGACAUGUCAUAUGGCCAUGUGCACCGAAAUCGAAUGCGCAGACAUUAGCUUUACCGAUGAUUAUUGCCCGUGACUAAAGUGCCACGUUUUGAACCUCAAAACCGUGAAAAAAACAAUUUCAAAUAGAAGUAGAAAAAAUAUUAUUAAACACAAAUAAUAAUCUUACUUUAAAGGUAGUGAAUCUCUGCGCAACGUUAAUUUUAAUUGGAAAAAGAAUGGGUGGGACAAAGAUGGAGCCUACAACGCAACGUUUGGUCCAGUGAUGGAUUAUACUUGGGAAUGUUUCCAAUUGUCAUGACUAAAUCGGCGCAACAGACACAAUAUUAUAAAUUUGAAAAAAUAGGCGAAAUUAUUAUUCAGUAUCGUUUUGAAAUUAAUUUAUCGUUUUUGGGAAAAUCAAAUGCACAAAUUUACUUGUGUUCAAACCGAUUAAUAAAAAGAGGAAAAUGCAUUAUUUUUAUUGUGAGUGGAUGGAAUAGGGGAGGAAGUGUUAUAAAAAAGUGUAGAAAAGGAGCAUCGCCUACCAAAUUCCGAGAUAGUUUGGAAGAAUGUGAAAUUAUUGGCAAUAAGAUCAAACAUAAACCACUGCUUUCAAUUGAUUAUUGGAGUCAAAUUUCUAUUCAAUACAUAAAUCAACAAUUAGCAGUUAUAAUCAAUGAUGAACAUUUAUUAACAUAUCAGGCAAAAUUUAAUGAAGAAUUUAAUAAUUUUACAAAAAUAUUCAUAUCUUCAAAUACCGAAGAUGCACUAUGGAAAUAUCAUGACUAUACUUAUUAUGAAGCUCGUAAGCCAAUUAAUAAUUUUAUUAAUAGUAAUUGGUUCUAUAUGGAUUCUAGUCACUUGUGUAUUUCGUUUUUUGCAAAAUUUACCAAAGAUAUUACAUUACAACUCUAUGAUGUGUCACAAGAGCUCAUCAAAACUGAAUACUAUAAGAGUGAUCAAAACACACAAUGGAAUUAUAAAACAUUUUAUUCGGACGUGUAUGAAGAUGCUGAAUAUUAUUUACGCAUUACGUUUAGUCCUAGUGAUAACAUAGCAAUUCGAAACACUGUCAGACAUUUAGACUGCAAAGGAAGUAAAACAGACAAAUUCCAGUUUUCAUCAUUAGAGUACAACUUUGAUUCAAGAAAUAUUAUCAAAUCUUCGACACAAAACCCCACAAUUUAAAAUUUCAUUUCCAAAUGAAAGUACCGAAUUUUUCUCGAGUGAUAAUCAGAAUCAUUGUAAUAAUAUAUAAUAUAUAAUAUAUAUAUAUAUAAUAUAUAUAAUAUAUAUACCCAGAAUAUCGUGUACUGAGGAAUCAUGUUACUGUUCAAUAGGAUACACCGGCAAAUAUUGUGAUAAAAAGUGCAAAAGAGGAAAAUAUGGAUGUAAUUGUGCUGGUGAAUGCGCUAAUUGCAUUUCAAACUUUUGCAGUCCUAUCAAUGGUGAAUGCUACUUUCGCUGUAAUGAUUUAAAAUAUGUUGCACCCUGGUGCACACUAAAAAAUCUACCAGUGUUAAGUGGAAUUGCAUCUACUGAAACUGAUUGUGUCACCAAUUGCACAAUUACAAUCUACGAUAAUGAAUUAAAAUAUGAUGGUGCACAAGAACCAAAAUAUUAUUACACUCGUGUAUUUGAACCAAAUGGAACUAUUACAGAAGGAGACUUAACAUCAAUUAAAAUCAAUUUAGUUAAUUUUAGUAAUUUAAUAAAAGAAUCAAAAUAUAAGUAUCAAAUAGUUCUAUGCGUAACCGAUCAAAAAUCAAACUGUUACAAUGAAGAUUUGACAACAUUUUAUUUGAAGACAACAUGCAAAGGUUUGAACAAGAGUCAAAUUUUGAUUGAGAGUUUCAGCACUCAUACGACAAUAAAUGUAACAUUUACAAGCAAUUACAACAUGUUGAUUAUCAAUGAAGCUAAUGUAAUAGCAGUAUCUCCGAGACAGAUAAAAUUGAACAAUUCGAUAACAUCACUAAAUAUAUUUACUAAUUAUACGCUUCAACUGAUUAGAAAUGACGAAAUAACACAUAGUAUAAUGUUUACCACAGAUGAAUCAGUUCCAAACAAAAUCAGAAACUUAACAACUAUUACUUCCACACCUAGUAAACUUAGUGUUGUCUGGGAAGCACCAGCACCUGACCACAUUACCUAUUAUGUGGUCACAUGGAUGUUUAUUGAUAAAACGAGGUUGUAGAAUUGCAAAUAACACAUCAAAUAUCCAAUCCAAGAAUGUGACAAAAACUGCUAUUGAAUUAGAUUAUCUACAACCAUAUUCAAUUUAUAAUAUAUCAGUAUCAGCAGUUACCAAGAAGGGCCAAGGAGACCUUGAGACUGUUAUAGGAUACACAGAUGCAACUAAGACAAUUGACAUAAACACGUUUAAUAGUAAUGUUACCACUUUAGAAACUUCGAUACAAAUAGGUUUAAUUGUUGAUUGUGAAAAUUGGAAUGGUCCAAUGUAUCUGAAUGCAUAUGCUACCUGCAAGAGUGAGUGGUGUGAUGGAGAAGAGAUGAAUAGGACUAAACCCAUGCAAUAUUAUGACUUAAUUACACUUGAUAGUUUGCUUCCAUAUACUAAUUACAAAUUGGAAGUAUAUAUAUUUUGUAAUAAACUGGAUGCAAUUAAUGAUUAUAACAAAUUUAUGUCAACUGCUGUGAUGACGUUAUCAAGUGUUCCAAAUCAAAUUCCAUUUGCGGAAGUAUAUAGUUUAUCAGAAACAAGUUUAUCAUUGAGGUGGAGUCCACCUUAUCCACCAACUGGAAUUUUGGAUUCAUAUAUAAUAAAAUAUUAUUACUCUUUAGGCACGUCCCAAACAUGUAUUAAUUCUUUGAGUGCAUGUAAAAUAUGGCCAAAUAUGUAUUGCACUACAUUAACUAAUCUUACCACAAACAAGAACUACAUAAUUUCAAUUGCUGGGCGUAAUCAAGAUAUAUCUGAAUUUGGAUUGGAUUGGAGAAUCUUAAACGAAACCACAUUAAUUGGAGACGCCAUUUCAGUGUAAACUUGAUACUCAUCAGGCAAUCCUUUCUAUACAAACAGUUAACUCAAAAUUUACUUCUACAAAGCUUACUCAACAACCGUUUUUAAGACGAAAUGUCAACGAAUCCAUAACUAUUUCAAUACCAGCUAUUGAUGAAAUGAUGAAGCAAUAAGCAAUUUGUACAUUAUUCUUCUUAUCAAUGAAUUGAACGAUACAGGUAAUUGCAGAGAAAAAUUAGCAGAUAUGCAUAAAGCACUUGUUCCAAUUAAAGAAAAACAGAGUACAUAGUUGGAUAGUUGGGCACUACAUAAAGAGGGAAUUCAAAUAAAUUGCAGAAACAAAAGUAAAUAUUAACAUAACACAAUUACCCGGAUUUAAUUGUACUGAAGAGUUUUGUGAAGUGGGUAUAUUGAUAGUCAAUGAGCUGAGGGACCAAAUAUGAGCUAAUUGGUAUUUCGUAGACCAGUGCAUAUCGAAUGAUAUCGGAUGAUCAAAUAUUCAGUUCAUUCAAUUUUCGAAUUUAUUCUUAUUUCAUUAGUAAUAAGUAGUAGUAUGCUUUCUAUAAGGGCAUGUACACGUUAAAGUAGAAAGGUAGACAAAAACCCAUCAAUAUUGUAAAAUACAAGACAUCAAUGGUAAAUUUACCCCCCAAUUAAUAUACAGUAGAAUCCCAGUAAUCCGACAAUCACUAUGCAGGGCAGCGUCGGAUUAGCAAAUUUGUCGGAUUAUAGAGUACUGCUUCAGACCCCCUACAGUCCGGAAUUUUUUAUAAAAUAGUACCUUGUAAUCCAACAAAUUUCAGAUCCAAUCACAAAAUUCUAUAUUUUAUAUAAUAUAUUAUAUUUUAUAUAUAUAUAUAUAUAUAUAUAUAUAUAUGUACUCUGAAGUACAAAUCAUACUUCAUUAUGUAUGUCAAAUAUAGUAAGACCAUGUCGGAUUACAAGGUGUACCGGAUUAGACAAGGUACGGAUUACCGCGACUCCACUGUACUCACAUAAAAUAAGAAAAUUAAGUUUACUGAAAAUAAGAAUGAGAAAUGCGUUUAGCAGAGUAUUUAGAUGCUAGCCACAUAGAUGUAAGAUUUAUUAAGGGGAAUCACUUUAAUCAAUUUUAUCAAUUUAAUCAAUUUCUAAUUUAAAGAAUCAGUCUGAGUUUCUGUUUGGUUCUGUCAGAAAUACUUUGCUCAUACAAGAAGCACCAUCUAUUAGAUGAUUGAAGUGAUUGGUGGACCA